Molecule: messenger RNA, 231 nt
Organism: Acanthoscelides obtectus
Lineage: Eukaryota; Metazoa; Arthropoda; Insecta; Coleoptera; Chrysomelidae
Source: the annotation of a GenBank genome assembly
AUGGAUCCAAAAAUUGCAAAGGAAUUGGUGAAAGCCAGACAAGCAGUCAAAGAAAAGUAUCGAGCAUUAAAGUCGGAUAUUGCCCAAUCGGAAACCCAAUUGCAAAAGCAGUGGAAACCUAUAUCGGAACCGCUGCAGCAGUUACUUGAAAAAGUAGAGCCAGUCAAAGUAAAACCAGAGAACUGGAAAUUCGAAUCUAAAACAUCAACACCUCAGAAAUCACCACUUUGA